CGGGGCGGGCCGGGGUCAGCCGGGGCCGCCCGCAGCCGCCGCCCGCAGCUGGAGAGCGCGGGCAGGGCCGGGCAGGGCCAGGGGCCGGAGCCGCCCCCGAGGGAGCGGCCGGGGAGGCGCCGGAGGGGCUGCCCGAGCCGGUGCAGCCUCGAGUCGCUGCCCCCGGCGGGCCCGAGCGCUACCGCUUCGCACUCGGGACAUGAACUUGAUCGACAUCCUUUGGAGGCAAGAUAUUGACCUUGGGGCAAGACGUGAAGUUUUUGAUUCUAGUCAGCGGCAGAAGGAGUAUGAACUUGAGAAACAGAAGAAACUUGAAAAGGAAAGACAAGAGCGGCUCCAAAAAGAGCAGGAGGAAGCCUUGCUGGCUCAGCUGGAGUUAGACGAAGAGACAGGUGAAUUCAUCCCUGUGCAGCCAGCUCAGUGCAUUCAGUCAGAAAACACUGAGGCACCCGUUGUUUUCUCACAGACCCCAGAGCCUUCAAAACCAGAAGCAGAGGCCUUGUCCUUUGAUGACUGCAUGCAGCUCUUGGCAGAAGCAUUCCCGUUUAUAGAUGAGCAUGAGGCUUCUUCAGCUGCAUUCCAGUCACUGGUUCCUGCUCAGGUCAGUAGCAACCCAGCCUUUGUUUCCUCAGAUCAAACUCAGCCGCCUGAAUCCCCUGACCUAGUUCAGCCCACUGAUGCAGAGAAUAUGCAGAACAUAGAGCAAGUUUGGGAAGAAUUACUGUCCCUUCCAGAGUUACAGUGCCUGAACAUCGAAAGCGACAGCCUGGCUGAGGUGAGCACAGUGACGAGCCCUGACACCAAGCCAGCAGAGAUGCACAACAGCUACAGCUACUGCAGCUCACUACCCGUGCUGAAAAGAGACGUUACCUGCAGUCCAGAUCUCCUGGAUGGUAUGGAGGGCCCCUUCCCGGGCAUUUUGCCACCAGAAGACAGCAGCCAGCUGAGUGUGAACUCUUUAAAUGACACAUCCCCUUCAAGCCCGGAUUUCUGUGAGGAUUUCUACACCACGUUUAUUGAUACAAAGGUGAACGGUGAUGCAACAGCAACGAACACUAUCAGUCAAUCCCUGGCAGAGAUUCUAAGUGAACCUAUUGAUCUUUCUGACUUUGCACUGUGUAAAGCUUUUAAUGGCAACCACUCAGGGACCAGAGCAGAAUGCAACGAUUCUGACUCUGGGAUUUCACUGAAUGCAAGUUCCAGCGUAGCAUCGCCGGAACACUCUGUGGAAUCAUCUGCCUGUGCAGAUAAGACUUUGGGCUGCAGCGAUUCCGAAAUGGAAGACACGGAUGGUGCUGCUGGAAGGAUGCUGCAGGGCAGUGCUGGCGUGUACUCUUUGCACCUCCAGGAUCGAGUGUUUUCUUCCUUAGGGCCAAGCACUCAAACACAAAGUUUGUCGUGUACAAGCACACCAAAGGAAGAACCCCCUCCUGCUCCCAGCCACCCCAAAGCUCCCUUCACGAAAGACAAACCUCCAGGCCGCCUCGAAGCUCAUCUCACACGAGAUGAGCAGAGAGCCAGAGCUCUGCAGAUCCCUUUUCCUGUUGAGAAAAUCAUCAACCUCCCUGUUGCGGACUUCAGUGAGAUGAUGUCUAAGGAGCACUUCAAUGAAGCCCAGCUCACGCUCAUUCGAGAUAUACGCAGGAGAGGCAAGAACAAAGUGGCUGCUCAAAACUGCCGUAAAAGAAAACUGGAAAAUAUAGUAGAACUGGAGCAUGAUUUGAGUAACCUAAAAGAUGAGAAAGAGAAGCUGCUUAAGGAGAAGGGAGAGCAUGACAGGAGCCUUCAUCAAAUGAAAAAGCAAUUCACCACUUUGUACCUCGAGGUCUUCAGCAUGCUGCGUGAUGAAGAUGGAAAGCCUUACUCUCCCAGUGAAUACUCACUGCAGCAAACCAGAGAUGGCAAUGUCUUUCUUGUUCCUAAGAGCAGGAAAUCGGGGACUAAACUUUGAAGGGCAGUACAGCUGGCUCCUGUUCUCUGAGUUACUAUUUUUGUAUCAUAUCAUGAUAGUUUUUACUGUGAGGUGGAAUGCAGGAUUAGGUAAUGUUUGUCAAGUAAGUCUAUGCAAUGAUAAUUUUCAAGUUGUUAACUAGUUUAUGGAAGAUGCAAGUUGAAAAUUAAUCACGUAAUGCAGAUGGGCAUAUACAGAAUUUUUAAUCUGACUUUAUAACAGACAUUUCCUUCUUACAGCACCACUUUGACUAGUUUCCAUAUAUAUGUAAAUAUUUAAAUAUGCCAUAUUUAUAUACUGUUCCUAUCUAUUGUUAUAUUCAUAGAUUUAUUUCAGAGAUAUAUAAAAAUGAUUUUAGCCUUCUAAAUAUAAUUUCUUGCAAGACAACCAGGAUGGCUUCUGAUAUUUUUUAUAAAUAUGCAAUAGCGUUCCCCAUUUUUCUUACACAUUUAUACUUGCUUUAUAUUUAAUAUAUUUAGUAUAAAAGUUGACACUCAGUGUUUGAUUAUGCUUUAUCAGCUCAAUAAACUUUUUUAACUCUUCUUCAUACACAUUUAUUUCCCUAAAGAAGAGAAAUCCCUGCUAGUUUUCCAAGGCUGUCUUCUUGUAGCAGAAUAAUCAAUCACACAGCAGUGUCAGCAUUUCUAGUGCUCCAUUCAGCUUCAUUUUAAUAACCUUUGGAAAGACCAUGUAACACAAAGUUUCAAGUCUAUGCUAAGCUCCUAUUUUUUGUUUUCCUCCUUGAACACUGUGUAAAUUCAUGAGAUCUUUUCUCCAAAGGUAUUUAAAAUCUGUUAAAGCAUUGUCAGCGUUAUGUCUUUUUCCAGCUAAAAUUUCUGUAGGCAUUUGAGCAAUUCUCCUAGAAAUACACUACUGUGCCUCUGACUUCAAUCAAGGAGCAUCACGUGUCCCUGCUGUUACUCUGGUGCUUAUGGAAAACUGCUUACCAGCAGCCAGCCACCUGCUGUUUGGAAUCUCUGCUCAGUGAAUUGAAAAGCUUUGUGGAGUUUAAAUUAUGAUUUAUAAAAGAAUAAAAAAUGGGCAAAUAAAUAGCAUUGUUUUGUUUACUACUCAAGGAACUCAUUGCACUUGAUCAUUUUGGAUUUUUUUCAGUACAGAAAAUGCAUAAUUUGUAAGACACAUUGAUCUGAACAUUAAAAACUAUCUUCAUUCCUGUGGAAGUUCUAAAAGGCAUGCUUGAUUUGAAGUGAUUUUUUCUUUCCAUUGAUGGUCCAUAUAAUUUAUCUAUUGCAAUAUUAUGCAUAAUGUCAUUUAAGUGUAUAUAAAAGUUGUUUUGCAACACCUUAUGGUACAUAUUUCUAAAAUAAGGAAAUGGAGAUGCUGAGAAAGGGUAGAAUAGGACCCACAAAGAUGGUUUAAUAAUACAGUAGGAGAAGAGCUUUAAAGAGGAAUAUCAGAUCAGGAAUCCAGCCUUCCAUUAUCUCAUUAUUCACAAAGUUAGAGUAGUGUUGAGUAAAAUUAUACAGGUUGCUGCUGAAUUCAGUCUUGAUAUUUUUAUUCCCAAACUUUCUUACUGUGCUGGAGUUGCAAGUCCAUCAGAAAGCACCUCAGCUGGCUAUAAAAGCUAAAAUAACAAUUUUAUAUCAACCUAAUUCCACAUCACUUUUUGUGAACCUUUUGAGUGUCCUCAACCCCUGUGCAUUUAGGAAGCAGGGAAAGUGUUGUCACAGGAUGCUGUGCAAGGGCUCCCAUUUCCAGCUGUUCUGUGCUGCUUGCUGCUUUCAUCCAACACUCCAGUGCAAGCCUUUUCACCUGAACAUUAGUUUGGAGCCUGUAAUAGUGUGAGGACCAGUUUUGGUUUUCCCCAGCUGCACUCAGUUGCAGAUUAUCUUUUACUGUUUGGUUGGCCACAGUAGCAUCAGUCAGUGUAACUCCACAAUCAGCUGUUGGUUUUAUUACCCACAACCUUUGUCACCUUUUUGUCACCUUGUCUCCGUCUUGCUGUGAACUCAUUUAUGGGUUCUGGAUGGCAGAGGCAUCCCUGGCACACUCUCCCUGCCCCGCUGCAACAUGGCCUUGGCAGGGCUGGGGGAGGAAAAGCAGAGCACCACCAGCUUCACUACAAAGGUAUGCUUGUUCCAGGGCAGCAGAACACCAGGAAUCAUCAUCUUACUGACUACAUGCUCUUUAAAAGGCUCUUUAAACUGCCAAGUGCCAGGACCAGAAGGAAGUCUUUAGUACUUAAACCUGGGACUAGCAGCUGUUCCAGCCCUACCUACCUCAAAAGAUUUCAUGUGGUUUCUCACUUACUGCUGCAAACUUUCAAGCAAGGUUGUGCCCUGCAAAAGGUUUGACGCUGCAAAUACAAUGAAGUCAUGAAAAUAUUUCAGCAUCUCAUGAGUGCUAGAAACCAUGUCUGUUAGAGCUGUGCUUUUGCAGAAGACAAUGGGAAAUGCAGAUUUAGGUGAUCCAGCUUACCUUAGUGAUCCUGACCUUCCCUGUUAGCUGUGUGCCAGGCCAUCGCUGUCCCAUCCUUGACACACUGAAUGCAGAAACACUCCUCUGCUGGGAGCAAAUGGUCAGCAACAAUGGUUGAAAACCUGGAAGCUCGAUUUAAUGGACUUCACCAUCUCGAGAUACUUCAGCUGGUGCCUGGCUCUCCUAAAUCAAAGCUACUGCAGCAGCAGGGGCUGUAUUGCCUUCUGAUGCUGUUAAAAUGUGCCUCCCAGCUUUGCCACCAGCUUCUGCUCAGGAUGGAAAACCCCAACAAUUGCCAAGCCUGGGCAGGCACUGAGGGAAUGCAAGCUGCUGCCACUUAAAGCAAGAGGAGUAACCCCUAUUUGAAGAUGGCAGUUUCAGAGCACAGGCAUCAAGGAGAAGGCAGACCCAGCCAUGGCCCUGGACAGCCUUUCCACAUGGAUACACAGGAACUCUAACACAGGCAGGGGCUGAUGGCAAAGCAGAGCACCUAAAAAACUCCUGGGUUGCCCUUGCCAUUAACUGUACUAUCAAAUGUCUGUCAAAGAAAAUUCUCUCUACAGCUGCGAUAUAAAUACUUUUAAUUAUAAAUUGGCUAUAAAACAGACAUCUCAGUAAACUCCUGCCCUGCACUUCCAUUUGUUCUUUAAUUUGUUCACUAAUGUGAAAGCCAAAGGCAAACAGCGUCCUUACAGCCUUUGCAGGGACUGCUGCAUUUGUACCAUUCAUUUGUCUAAAACAUAACACAAAGAUGUGUCUACCAUUACCUAAACAGAAGUGCAACAAAAACCUGCAGUUAACACAGCAGCUUUCUUUGAAUUUCAUCAGGUGAAGAAUCAGUCUAAAGUAACUUGGUAUGUGACAACCUGCAUUCAGUUUAAAGCGGUGUUCUCCACAUCAACACAGUGCAUGCUGCUCUCGCAUCAAACCCCCCAACACCAUUAAGGAAAAACCCCACAUUAAUCAUAUAAUAACAUCAUACUCGUAUAAAAACAUCAGACUGCAAACUGUAAGCUUCAUUUUAUUAUUACUGAGGUACAGAGUAUGUUCCCACACCUGAGUAACUAGUGACACUGCCAAGCCAAAAGCAUCACAAUGCUGACCUCACACUAACAAGCUGCCACAUGGGUUUAAAACUAUUCAUAAAGCAGAAAAGCUGGCCUGAACCAGGGGUUUUUGGCUUGCAGUCCCAAGUUGGAAAGAUGAUCCUGUAAGAAAAGGUGUUGCAGUAAUUCUAGACCACUGUAUUCUUCACAGCACUAAAAAAAGGUGAUGCCAACGCAUUUUAGAUUGUAAGUCAUUUGACAAUACACACUUUAUUCUGAUACAAAAUUGAAAUAUUUUAACAAAUUUCAAUCCAUUAUGGACUAUAUUGAAAUUUUAAAUUUCUGUGCUAUUUUAACUUGUUUAACCCCAAGUUUCAAGAUGUCAGCACACUAGCACCAUUGCUCUUGAAGUCUUUGCCAGUUACACAAUUUUAUUCUGUUUCCAAUCUUGCGAUAUUAUCUUCUACAUGAAGGCCAUUUUUUCUUCUAUGGAGAUACUUGGAUUACUUUAGUUCAGGAAAAAGCUAAUAGAGAGAUGUCAACCUGUAGCACCCACAGCAGAAAAAGAAUCAUCCAUCAGAGAUAUGUGAAUUUCAGUGAUACUCAAGAUCUUACAUGCUCCACACAAUUUAAGAUACACACACUUGUCAGAGACCACACACUGAUUUCUGAAUAUUCCACCUUAGUGUAGACACUACAUGAAAACACGGUAAUGUCUUAAACACAGGAACCAAAGACAGCACGUCAGUAUACCACACAGUGACUGCUUGAAAAGAUUAGAAACCUUAAGUAUUGAAAGGAUAUCAAAGUUAAGAAGUGUUUAUUGCAGUUUUCUGUAACAGCACAGUUACCUCCGUCAGUCUGGGCGGCUUUGGGGGAACCCUCCCUUCUCUACCUGGAAGUAUCAUUUUUGUUAUCAAAUAAAUUUCUAUACAACUGCUUUGCAUCUUUACAUCCCCAACUCCGUUUAAAGCUGCUAUUUUCAACAGAAGCCAAUGAACAAAAACAUGCCCAUGAAACAAUGCUCUUAACUCCUUAAAGUGCCUCUUGGACAGAGAUACAAUUAACCAAGUAUUCCCUUAAGAAUGUGUUUAUUUUGGUCAAAAUAAUUAUUUCUGAACAGAUUUGGCUAUAAAUAACUGAAUUUAAGCAAAUUAAUCUUAACAAGAAUGUUAUAAAUCAAACUGUGAAAAUAAUUCUAACGGUGAUUAUCUGUUUCUGUAAGUGCAAAAAGACCCAGCCAGAGUACAGAACAAGUCUGCAGCAAUGCAGAAUCCUCUCAUGUUAAGGAAAGGUAGAGCUUCACUCUAUACACAGGCCUAGUACCAAGGCAAACUACAAAGUUUUUGUUAAAAAUUAAUUUUGUUAAAACAUCUUCAAAAUUUUACUGUUUAAAAAAUCCAAAGAUCACUGCAAGGGCAAGAGCAUUUGCCUGCACCUGAGGGGCAAUGCUGUUCCCCAUUACCUGUUGCUGCACAGAUGCCUGUGGGAGCUCUGCCAAGCAGAGCAAAAGCACAGCUUUCCCACUUUUAGGUCUAAGAAAGCAGACUUGUCACCUCAGCAACAAGCUGCCACACUUGGCUAAGCACAAACUUGUCCUAUGUUUUUUGAAAAAUAUAUGCAGUUAUCAUGACACUUUUAAUUAAAUAGCUUCUGAUUUUAUGAAAGUCUCUGUAUGAUACUUCCAAAUUACAUUUAACUGUGUAUUACAAAGUCAGGAAUUACUUCCUGGGAGCCUACAGGCAGCAGGUAAAAAGUUUAAGUACUUGAAACAGUUUGUGAACAUGCCCCUGCCUCUGAUUGGGCAGGUUCCAUCUGACUACUUUCAGAGCAAUUGAAGUAUAACACUAAAAUGGAAAUUGACUUCCUGAGAAUGCAGAGGCUCAGAAAUGUAUUUGGAAGUUUAAACAGAUCCCAAAGUACUGAAUAAAAGGACCUGUAACAAUCAAAGAUGCAGAAAGGAAAUAAUACCUGUUCCAGUCUGUGUAAAAUCAAGAUUCCGUGAGAAAUUUUUAUUGCCAUUUAAUUUGCCUGUACAAAUGCCAUUGUGAUUUCAGCUGGGUAUCACAUGACAGUAUUAGCCUCAACUACCCUGCCUGAAAGCACCCAGAAUCUGAAAGGGAGCUCUUUGGUUUGUACACAUAAAUACAACAUCAGCUGGUAAGCCAAGAUCCACUGCCUAGGAGGGAAAUCCCAGCUUGCACAAAUCCCAAGCUCCCUCCCAGAAGGGGUGCAGCAGCAGCAGGCCUUCACACACUGCUGAGACUGAAGAACCACUUCAGUGCCACUGCUGCUCUGGGCUGCUCUGGGCUACCUCUUUCCAUGACAAGGCACAAAACAAUCCCCCCCACCCCCGCACACUCCCCCGUAAGCAAAACACA
Prinia subflava (tawny-flanked prinia) is the source of this 7817-nucleotide messenger RNA. It is a transcript of the gene NFE2L2, whose product is annotated as NFE2 like bZIP transcription factor 2. The coding region runs from base 200 to 1951 and encodes 583 amino acids. Gene Ontology annotation, cellular component: nucleus. The record is from RefSeq and is a predicted model, not a curated record. Gene Ontology annotation, molecular function: DNA-binding transcription factor activity, RNA polymerase II-specific; RNA polymerase II cis-regulatory region sequence-specific DNA binding. The transcript has 5 exons. Gene Ontology annotation, biological process: regulation of transcription by RNA polymerase II; cellular response to oxidative stress. NCBI's taxonomy places the organism in Eukaryota, Metazoa, Chordata, Aves, Passeriformes, Cisticolidae.